Centrocercus urophasianus (Greater sage-grouse) is the source of this 2459-nucleotide messenger RNA. RefSeq names its product Wnt family member 2B (gene WNT2B). Gene Ontology annotation, molecular function: frizzled binding; cytokine activity. Gene Ontology annotation, biological process: canonical Wnt signaling pathway; cell fate commitment; multicellular organism development. The transcript has 4 exons. Bases 160 to 1617 code for a protein of 485 amino acids. Lineage: Eukaryota; Metazoa; Chordata; Aves; Galliformes; Phasianidae. The record is from RefSeq and is a predicted model, not a curated record. Gene Ontology annotation, cellular component: extracellular region.
AGCAUGGCCAGAGAGAGAGAGAAAGACAAUGACAUAUUGCCCAAGUUUAUUGCUUUUUACUGUGAUUAAAGGGAGGGUCUUAUUUCCAGUCUGGGGGUUUGAAACAUUUGAAUCCCACCCAAACCUCUUCCCUUGCAGCCAGAAUCACAGCUUCGUGGUAUGUGGCAAAAAUCACUCCCCGGCACAGAGCAGCCUGCUGCUGGCAGAGCAUGCAUGGGAUGGGGAUGGAAAAUUCCACCAUGUCUCCAUUGUCCAUGCAGGCCUGAGGGCUGCUGGGUGCAGGAAGAGCCAGGAUCCCCCUGGUGGGUGGGGAAAGCUGCCCACUGCACACCGAGCACAGUUGUGCAUCGUGCUGCUGCAUGGAGCUGCUGCCCGCUCCCAGCAAUGCAUGGAGAUGCAGGCAGCGUGCACACAGCACAGCACAGCCCCAGCUGUCCAUCUUCAGGACAUGAUCUUAAACGUGGCUUGGUGCCAGCAGCACGAGCAAGGCCUGCACAACAAGUGAAGCUCACAUCUCUUCUUCCACCUGAGCGCUGCAUUGGCGCCUGUGCCACGCAGCAGCAGGGAUGGGGCGCAAAGCCUGCACCUCCAGGCACCUCCACACCUUUCCCUUCUCCCUGCAGGUACAUCGGGGCGCUGGGGGCGAGGGUGAUCUGUGACAACAUCCCAGGGCUGGUGAACAAGCAGAGGCAGCUGUGCCAGAGGUACCCCGACAUCAUGCAGUCCGUCGGGGAGGGAGCCAAGGAGUGGAUCCGUGAGUGCCAGUAUCAGUUCCGUCACCACCGCUGGAACUGCAGCACCCUGGACCGGGACCACACCGUCUUCGGGAGGGUGAUGCUGCGAAGCAGCAGGGAGGCCGCCUUUGUCUACGCCAUCUCCUCGGCAGGGGUGGUUUAUGCCAUCACACGUGCCUGCAGCCAAGGGGAGCUGAAGGCCUGCGGCUGUGACCCGCUGAAGCGCGGUCGUGCCAAGGAUGAGCGCGGGGAGUUCGACUGGGGUGGCUGCAGUGACAACAUCAACUAUGGCAUCCGUUUCGCCAAAGCCUUCGUGGAUGCCAAAGAGAAGAAAGUGAAGGACGCGCGGGCGCUGAUGAACCUGCACAACAACCGCUGCGGCAGGAUGGCUGUGAAGCGCUUCCUGAAGCUGGAGUGCAAAUGCCAUGGGGUCAGUGGCUCCUGCACACUAAGGACUUGUUGGCUGGCUAUGUCGGAUUUCCGGAAAACAGGGGAUUACCUGCGGAAGAAAUACAAUGGGGCCAUCCAGGUGAUCAUGAACCAGGAUGGUACCGGCUUCACCGUGGCCAACAAGAACUUCAGGAAGCCCACAAAGACAGACCUUGUGUAUUUUGAGAACUCACCCGACUACUGCGUGAUGGACAAGUCGGCAGGCUCACUGGGCACCGCAGGGCGCGUGUGCAACAAGAUCUCCCGUGGCACCGAUGGCUGCGAGGUGAUGUGCUGCGGGAGGGGCUACGACACCACCCGUGUCACCCGCGUCACCAAGUGCGAGUGCAAGUUCCACUGGUGCUGCGCUGUGCGCUGCAAGGAGUGCGAGGACACUGUGGAUGUGCACACGUGUAAAGCGCCCAAAAGGGCCGAGUGGUUGGACCAGACCUGAGGAGACGAGUGGCAGAACCUGGCUGUAAACCCCCCCCCCCCGCGAACCUUUUCCAGUUUUAAACACCUGUGCCCUGUGGGCCGUCGCUUUCUGGGAGCUGUAGUUUGACUGCAUGGCUUUUAUUUAAUUAAUUAACUCUGCAAAGCACUACGAAAGGACUACAUUUCCCAGGAGGUGCUGUGGACCCUUCUAUUUGCUCAGCAAAACAGAACCCCGUUCCCAGGAGGCAGCCAACCUCGCUUCAACUGUGAAACUUCUGCUGCCGUCGUUCCCUUCGCGGAGGGACAGUGCAACUGACACAGACUGAGAGGACUGACAUUGGGAUGCAGUGAUGGAGCAACGCUGCCUCUUCCCAACUUUACAUUGAAGUUUCACCAGCAAAAAAAAAACCAACCAAAAAACCAACUGUUUCUGAAUAAUAAACUCUCGCAGACAGCAUUCUUGCUUUUACCUUUCUGCAAGGCCAGAGGAAGGGUGUUGCAAAGUCUUCAGAAAGCUCCGUAUCUCCGUGCUUCCCUCGAGCAGCCCUGGCACGCUGUCCCCACUGCACUACUGACACUCGCUGAGCAACUUCUGCAGAGUCUUCUCCCUGUGUCCCAGCGAAGAUGACAAGCGGAGUUGUGAACUGUCAGCUGAAGCCUGAACGACUGCAAAAAGACAAAGGCUACAGAAGAAGGCCGUAGAAGUUUGCAGACAAAGCAUUAGAGAAAGCAAACGAGAUCUGUGAACUUACUGGUAGGUUUGGAAGUUGACGGAUACAAGAGCAUCUCUCUGUAAAACUCACUUGUAUGUGGUGUAUACUGCUUAUUAUUUUAAGUCAAAAUUCAUUAUAAACCUAUAUC